This is a messenger RNA of Malania oleifera, 1831 nucleotides long. Its product is annotated as transcription factor MYB101-like. Bases 46 to 1641 code for a protein of 531 amino acids. The transcript has 3 exons. The record is from RefSeq and is a predicted model, not a curated record. Lineage: Eukaryota; Viridiplantae; Streptophyta; Magnoliopsida; Santalales; Ximeniaceae.
UUCAAUAUAUACAUAUAUUGGCUCGAUCGUCGUGUUGGGUCCCCGAUGGUGCCCAACGACGACGGAUCAGUGAAUGAUGAUGGGCUUUUAUGUUUGAGUGGCGGAGCUGGAGGAGGAGGAGGAGGAGGAGAUGGGGGUUUUGGUGGUGGUGGUGGUGGCGCAACGUCAAUGACGACAUCGGGGAAGACGCUGAAGAAGGGCCCAUGGACGACGGCGGAGGACGCGAUCUUGGUAGAGUACGUGAGGAAGCACGGGGAAGGCAACUGGAAUGCCGUGCAGAGGAACUCCGGGUUGGCCCGCUGCGGCAAGAGCUGCCGCUUGCGCUGGGCCAACCACCUCCGCCCUAAUCUCAAGAAGGGUGCCUUCACUCCCGAUGAGGAACGCAUUAUUUUCGAGCUCCACGCCAGAUACGGCAACAAAUGGGCUCGCAUGGCCACUCACUUGCCUGGUCGAACAGACAAUGAAAUCAAGAAUUUCUGGAACACGAGAGUGAAGCGGCGACUCCGGCAAGGCCUACCCUUGUACCCACUAGACAUACAUCCCGUCCAUUCUACCAACGCCGUCUCCGCUGCCGCCUAUAGCCUUCAGAACGCCCUCAUUAGCCCCCGCGCCCUCCACCACCAAUCGCCCCUCUCCCCCUCCCUCUCUCUCCCCACCCACCUCUCCUCCCCUCAUCACCAACUCUCCUCUGCCACCCCUAUCUCCUCCCCCCACUCUCUUUCCUCCCCUCACCACCACCACCACCACCUCUUCCUGCCAUCACCCACUCUCUCUCAUUCCCCCCUCUCUCCUCCUCCUCACCCUCACACCCCCAUUCCCCACUCCCCUCCCAUCCUCUCUCCGCCUCUCUACCGAUUCGGCCGCCUCCGCAACACCGGCGCUCCCCUCACCCCUUCCAUCCCCCACAGCCAACCCCCGGUCGCGCCAUCUCCCAUCCUCAGUUCUCCUCUCUCCACCCCGCUCUCAUCCCAAAUGUCCACGCCCCAAUUAAGCCCAAUCCAUUUCGAACCCAAGUCCCCUCCAGCUCAGCAAACUCAAUUUCGGAUGGACGAAAUUGGGGCUACGCCCGGAUUGGGUUUAGUCCUCAAACCGGAGUUCCCUUCAAACCAAAUAUUUCAAACAAUGCCCAUUAGCGAGCCGAUGAAGACACAGCGGCAUCAAUCGAGUCAGGGCGACGGCGGAUUGCUAGAUGAUUUGCUGAAAGAGGCACAGACCAUGGUGGGCAUUAGAGCAGGAGAUGGCUUGGAAGAUCAGAAACGCAGUCCCACCAAUGGGUUUGGGUCGUGGUUCAGCGAUAGCACUGGCAACCUCGAGUCAGAACCCAUCGGCCAUUGGAAUGAUUCCAGCUCUGUUCAUUCCUCUGCAGGAGCGAUGAAGAUGAAUGAAGAAGCAGGGGAAUGCUUGCAGGGGGAGGAAGACGAGGACUUGACAGACCUGCUAAUAAAUGCAUAUCCAUUCGGCAUGAAGGUCCCAGACUGGUGCAGCAGCAGCGGCGAUGAGCUAAACGGGCAAUCCUCAGGCUUGACAGAUGACAGUGGUGUGGUGAAGACGACGCAGCAUCCUCAACGCCAGCCUUCUUCAUCCUUAUCGACUGACAAUGCUUCCUGCUCUUCUUGGAGCUACAUGCCCCGCAUCUGCUAGCUACCUCAAUCUGAAUAUUCAUUGCAUUAAUUUUCCAAAUUACACUGCAUUUUUUUUGUUGGUGGAUUUGUAAAAACAAAAAAGGUGGUCUUAUUAUCAUCAUCUGUUCUUCUACCUUAUAUACUGCUAUAACGUUUAAAAUUUUGAGAAGUGAAUAGACUAUGGAAAUGGAGUACAUUUUGUGCCAAAA